AUGGUUUACGGCAACACUCUUCGACUACCUGGUCAGCUAUUUUCCGAAGAUCACACUCACAACGCCACCGAAGGUGAAUUUAUCGGAAAUUUAGGCAUACGCAUGCAGGCAAUGACACCGUCACCAACAACAAUUAACUCAGCUCAUGCCCCAUUCGUGGAAAAGAAUCUGCACACAACACCAUUAGUUUUUGUGCGCAAUGACGCAAUUCGUCACCCGCCUCAACCACUAUACGAGGGACCAUUCCCAGUAGUCGAACGCAACGACAAGUUUUUAAAAGUCAAAAUCCAGGGAAAGGACGUGAACAUCUCCAUCGACCGGUUGAAAUCAGCCUUCGUCGCCGAGGAUAGCCAAAAUCCGUCGAAUCAAACAACUCAGCCAAAAGAGUAUCAGACAAAAUCGGGACGACGAGUACGAUUUUGCUUUUCUGUAUAG
Bactrocera oleae (olive fruit fly) is the source of this 435-nucleotide messenger RNA. Lineage: Eukaryota; Metazoa; Arthropoda; Insecta; Diptera; Tephritidae. The record is from RefSeq and is a predicted model, not a curated record.